AAAACGUACUUUUAUUGGCUCUUUGAAUUAUCAUCCUAAACAAGGAGUUGUUUGAUUACUAAAGAUUACAAUUACUUUCAAAAUCAAGCUUGAUUUCAAAACCGGCAAAAAACGGCCAGUAUUAUAGGUUAGGAUCAUGACGGCCAUAUUUGAGCUGCUAAGGAGGGAAGGAGUUGGUCGAUACUGCUCACAAGUGCUCCACACGGUCCAACGGCAGCAAACGACACUGGCCUCAAAGAAAUCCAGAAUGCCUAAACUAACUUUAGAAGAUAGAGAGAAGGACAUCAAACCAUUGGUGUCCAACGGCUGGGUCAUUCAAGAUAACAGAGAUGCUCUGUACAAAGAGUUUGCUUUUAAGAAUUUCAAUCAGGCGUUUGGUUUUAUGACGAGAAUUGCUAUGCAAGCUGAAAAAAUGGAUCAUCAUCCUGAAUGGUACAAUGUUUACAAUAAAGUUAACAUCACGCUGUCGUCUCACGACGUCAACGGUUUAUCUCAGCGCGACGUGAAACUUGCAAACUUCAUCGAGAAGGCUGCCAAAUUUGUUAAUGAAUAAAUUUUUGCAUAUAUUUUUUUACUUUGUUGAACGUCAACAGAAAAUGAAACCAAUUUGAUGUCUUUGCGACAAUAAAUAGAUUUAUCAUGUGAGAAUAUGAAAGCAGCAUAAUUUAAUCAGCAUAAACUAUAAUGAAUCUUUAGAAAGUACAUUUCAUUUUCUUGUAUCCAAUAAAGUCGGAGCCGUAUAAUUAAGUUCUUUAUAUGAUUCUGAUAUUUCUAUUUGAAAUACAUAUGAAUUGAAAAUAUUCU
Molecule: messenger RNA, 804 nt
Organism: Phymastichus coffea
Lineage: Eukaryota; Metazoa; Arthropoda; Insecta; Hymenoptera; Eulophidae
Gene: Pcd
Product: probable pterin-4-alpha-carbinolamine dehydratase
Exons: 4
Coding region: 137-553 (138 amino acids)
Biological process (GO): tetrahydrobiopterin biosynthetic process
Molecular function (GO): 4-alpha-hydroxytetrahydrobiopterin dehydratase activity
Source: RefSeq, a predicted model, not a curated record